Messenger RNA from Tachysurus fulvidraco (yellow catfish), 1411 nucleotides. RefSeq lists its product as uncharacterized. The coding region runs from base 122 to 559 and encodes 145 amino acids. The transcript is spliced from 5 exons. The record is from RefSeq and is a predicted model, not a curated record. Lineage: Eukaryota; Metazoa; Chordata; Actinopteri; Siluriformes; Bagridae.
CAUUUCCUAACCGUGCUUAGCCAAGAGCAGACCAUUUCACUUUAGAGCCUUUUCCGUGUGUGUGUGAUUGUGCGUGUGCGUGUGUGUGUGCGUGUGUGUGUUGUUUUAUCCAGCAAGGAAAAUGUUCCUGUUAACAUCUACACUGAUCUUCAUCUCUGCAGUCAUGUUCCAGUGUCACGCUGAGCAGACGCUGGUGUGUCCCUACAACUCAAACAAUAAAAACCUGCAGAGAGUUUGGUGUAAAAGGGACACGACGGAUACCAAAUGCUGCACGGGUUUGUCCUUCAUGCCAGGAAACAUGGAGCUGGAGAACGGGCAUCUGGACGUGACGGACAACGGCACGGCUUUCACCGUGUCUGUGACGAGUCUGCCUCAGGGGGACGGUGUUUACUGGUGCGGCCUCAAGAACGGCAGCUACAUCAUCAGACUGGCCGAGAAAGAGCUCCGCAAUUCGAUGGAUUUCAUCUGGGCGAUUCUGCGCUAUCUGCUCUUCAGCCUGCUCCUGGUGGCUGUGAUCUCAACCCAUGUGUUCUGCAGCUGGAGAAAGCCGAAGGAGUAAAGUGAUAUGCAAGUGUCCAGAGAGACGUUGUGGAGAAGAUUUAUUUAGACCGGUACUAAACUUAAGAUUUCAAGCUUUACGCACAAAUAUGUGAAAAAAUAUGUGUUUGUGUUUGUGUGUAAUCACAGUAACUUGACUGUGGUGUUGUUCUUGCUUUUUCAGUAUUUCAGCAUUUUGUACACUGCUGAUUUCCUGAUAGUUUCACACACAAAUCUCUCCACUUUAAACAGAAAACUAAAAUCCAGCAUGUGUCAGUUCUGUGGGGGUGUAAACGCUUUGACGAUCAGAGUCUGAACCAACAGGAAGAUUAGAAAUUAGUUUUUGAGCAGAAAAGCAUCUGAGGAACGACUAAAGCUCGACUUGAGCUUCAAAAGCAGAGGACUGUCAUAUCUGAAGUGACAUAUUUUAACCGUCCAGUUCCUGCUCUCAGCUUGAGUAACACAAUCCGGACAGUUUCCCGCUAUCCUGUAUCUGCUGAAUCACUUGGUUCGGACAUGCUAUUCUGCUCAUCACGGUUGUAAAGAGUAGUUAGAGAGCAGUCUGCCCGGUCAGCUUGUAGAGAGCCACAAGCUUCAAAUAUCUCAGACGAAACACUGAAUUCAAUAAAACAGAAAGUAUUCGGAAAGCUCAUUAAAAAUGUAUUAAUGUCCCAAAUCUGAUCUAAAGUCUAAGCACCCCCCAGGUUUCUUUUACCUAACAUGUAAGUUGUUUUUUUUUGGACUAAAUGUAACAGUACUGUUGUGAAGGUUCGAACUGAGGAAAUAAAUAAAAUUAAAUGAAUAAAUAAAUAAGAAUUAAACAGUAUCUCUUGUCCAAGCUGUUAGAAAUUACAAUAAAAUAUUUUUUCCUUUC